Messenger RNA from Argiope bruennichi, 5005 nucleotides. RefSeq lists its product as uncharacterized. The coding region runs from base 328 to 1770 and encodes 480 amino acids. NCBI's taxonomy places the organism in Eukaryota, Metazoa, Arthropoda, Arachnida, Araneae, Araneidae. The transcript is spliced from 2 exons. The record is from RefSeq and is a predicted model, not a curated record.
CUGAAAUCGAAACUAACGAGACACUUGUUAUCAGAUGUAAAAGAUUUUUCUAUUAAGAAUUUUUGUUAACGGAAGAAAACAACUGCUUCCUGUUGAAAUCCAUAAAAAAGUUUGCUUGCAAUUCAAUACAGACAGCGUAUUCCUUGGUCAAGACCCCAUUGCAAAUACAAGAAAAAGAAAAGUUAAAUCUUCAUGGAAGAAAUAGUAACGGAUUCUACUGAGGGCCAAGAUCUAUUAAAAUGUCAAUAAUAUCUUACGAAUGACUGCUCAGUGAAAAGAAACACAUUAUAUUUUCAAGAGAUAUAGGACCAAAUUCAUUUAAAGCAAAUGGAGAUCCGACCGAAAUUCGUGGUAAGGUUGCCACUCAGGGAAAUGGCUCUGAGGAUGGCGAUUGGCAAAGUGUGGAUUGAAGAUGAGACUUUGACUUGGAUUGCGAACUUCCCGUUCAAGGAACUUCCUGAAGAUGAAUAUAAAACAGAAUGGGGAGCAAAUGUUGAAUGUAAGGUGAAAGAUAAAGUAUCGAAACUCGUGCUACCUCAGUCCCUAAAGCAACGGAUGCUGCUUUUGGUCAGCCCGAUGGGUCUGGAGAUUCUGAAAUGGAUGAAGUGGUUCUGCAUCGUAGAAUUUUUUGAUAAGUGGAAUCUUGUAGAUUGUUCUGAUAUACAGAUUUUAAAACAACUAAGCUGGUCAUCAACAGGUGCGAUAGAUUAUCAAAAGACUGCAGAAGGACUUGUGCAUGUUAGUGCAUUAGACGUUGUUAUACGAUACAAAUUGGCGUGCUUAUAUUGCCUGGUUGAUCAUAUUCCAGUUCUUUGGCGAAAACUCCCUGAAGAAACCCAGAGGCGUCUAUACGACGCACAUGUCUCUAAUAGAAGCAUAACGCGAGGGAUGGUGACGAUAAUGGAAUCUUAUUGGGCUUAUUGUCUUAAAGAAAAAGAAUCUAAAUCGACUUUUGUCACGGAAGGUAGAAUGUCUCCUGAUCUUUUUUACAAGUAUGCUCUUCAUUCGUCAGUAAAUGCCGGCAAUAAAGCAGCAACGCAACAUUUUCUUCAAAAGCUCACCAGCGAAGACAGAGAUUCCUUUCUAUCUGAUGUCUUCUCGAGCGUUCUAAAGCGACGAGAAGGGAAGCGUAGAUUUCUGGAGGAGGAUGUUUCUGAAGUUAUACGUUAUUUAUUAUCCCAAAUGAGACUUGAGCAACAGAUGCAUGUCUUGCAAGAGUACACCCGGGACAUUUUGAAAUAUUUUCUGAACUGGCCACUGCAAGAUCUUUUUCUAGACAUCGCGGGGAGUAUGCGAACAUUUCUUCCUAGCUUAAGUUAUAAUCAGUAUGUGCUUCAAACUAUGUCGGAAGCUUCUUACUCGGGUUACUAUUAUCCGGACUUGAUGCAGCAAUGUUACGUCCGCAAUCCCGGCACUUUCAGAAGACAAUUCCUUUACUGCUUCGCCAAUCGGAUAUGUGAAUCUGAAGAUAUAGAAACUAUCAAAGUCAUUUUCAGAUAUUCAGAUAUUAGCGACAGAUCUGAAUUUCGCCCUUGCGACCCAUUUUUCCAAAUUCUCAGAUCUAUUGUCAUCAAGGACAAACUGCACAUUUUGGGAGCCUGCCUUCAAGAGGUUUCGUUGUCUAAAAAAAGUGUGAAAACAAUAAAGAAGUCGUACGUGGAAUUCCUCAAACAUGAUAGGACCUUAAGAAAGAAGUGGAAAAAAGUCUUUAAAAUUCUCAAACUAUAUAUUCCUAGGAAGAAGAAAGAUGGAACAGUGACCAAAAACUAAAAAACAAACAAACUGUGUGAUGAAGAAGAAAAGAGGGAUUAACUCAUAAACUGCUGAAACUUGAAUAUUUAUUAAUUAAACGAAGUUAUGUCAUUAAAAUUUACCGGAAAUCUUACUACUCGAGUUUUUGGAUGAAAUUUAUUUUAUCAAUUAAUAAUGAAAUCGUUUUAAAAUUAUAUAUUUUAAAAUAAAAGUAAAAAUGCAAAUUCUUAAAGUAUGUUUCACAGCUCAGCAUAUUUGCCAAGGAAAUAUCGGGGGUGUACUUUGGGUUUGCACCCAGAAAUAAUAAAUAGAUCAUAAAAUAUUAGGGUAUUUAUAAGAAUAUUUUGAUUCAAAUUGUUACUUAUUUAUUUUUCCUUCAUUUAAUAUUUAAACUCAGAAAUCAGUUUUUUCCAGUGCAUUAAAAAUUGUUUUUUAAGUUUUUUUCUUCCAUUUUUGUUAUCCAAAACUGUUGCGAGCACACGAGAGGAACAUGAAGCUGUACAAAUGUGCAUUUCUCGAUGCUUACAUGAGCGAUAAACAUUAGAUAUAGUUUACUUGGUCUUUUAUAUAUAUAAAAAAAGCAAUCAGGGUAAUCUUAAAAAUUUUCCCUGAUUACAAAAAAAAAAAAAAAAAAUGAAUAUAACACUGUACAGUUUUUACUGUAGAAUAGUCAUAUUUCUGGCUAUAAGAAUCGUCAAAAAAUUUGAACUCAAGAUUUUGACAAACCUGUACGUUUUAGGCCUUCAUGAGUUCGAAAAACAUGUUUGGAAAAUGGCCGUCUGUCUAUGACAAACAUAACUCAAAACCGCUUUGAGCUAGACGGAUGAAAUUUGGUAUAGAGUCUUUGCUACCCAUUUGCAGACUUCUAUGGAGAUAAUUACAAAAUGGACAGAGCUCGAUAGAUAAGAUACAGUAUACUUAUUGAACAUCUAUAAUGUAGACACCUGUCACCAAAUCCAAAGAGUGGUUCACUGUCUAUGUUUCUCUCUUUUCAGACGUACUGUACUUCAGGCGAUAAAUGCAAUGACUUAAAUAUAUUAAAUUCAAUACGGGAUUUUGUGACUACAAGUGCAGUUUUGUGUCACAUUUUGGUUUCAAUCGGUUGAACAAAAUGUGUCUAAAAGACAAAUUCGAUUUUUGGAUACUAUUAACACAUGCCAGGAAUGAGUCGCCAAGGAUGACACGAUAUUCAGUGGGAAUGCUAAAUUCACAUCAAAUAUUAAUAUUUCACAACUAUUGUACGCCAAUGCCGUGCAAGGCGUUCUCUGGCUACACACGUUUAUUAGAGAGUAUGCGAGAAAACUUUGGAAAGACCACACUGAAAUUUACCGUUUUAUUAAAGACUGUGUAAGUUUUUACAUAUAUCUCUGUUUUAUUUGUAACUGAUAAAAGCAAAAUAUGUUUAUAUUUAUUGUUAUUAAAGAAAGUGUGUAAAAAGCGGAACGGCAACAGCCAGAUGAUUAGAACCAAACAAUAAUAAUAACUAGCCGCCUUCGGCGACAAUUUGUUUGUUCAGAUUACUGAUUUUUUUAAGAACUAUUAAAUUUAUAAUAUGAGAUGUAUUUCAUUAAAAAAACAUUUCAACUUUAAUUUGAGAAUGACUAAAACGCAUGAAUUCAACUAAAACUAUUUACUGCAAAUUACAAAGUGAAAGUCCUACUAUGGAUUUAAUGAUUGGAAAGAGCACGUAUUUGAAAGUUUUAAUGGAAAAUUUGAAUUUCAUCAUAGCAUUUAAAAACAUUGUUUCAGAAAAUGUAUCAGAUUGAAUUAAAAAUAUUAUUAAAGUUAAAUGAAAAAUUGUACAAAAAUGAAAUUUAUAUCAUUAAAAAAGAAUUUUUUUUUAGUCUUAAGAUAAUACAAAAUGUAUUUCUAUGAGAGAAGAGUUUUGGAAAAUAUGAAUAUCAAUUUCCGAAGGCAAGUCAUUACGAUUAAUACCGGGUUUACACUCUGCCAGAUAUAAGACGACCAGUAGGCAGCGCAUGCGCAGAGAGGGACUGAUUUUUGUUUGCCACAAUUUCAUAAGAUAGAUUCAGGUAUACCAUGCUUGGUUAUAAAUUGCCGUUUUGGCGUCCCUGAAUGUUUCAUUGCAUAUCGUAUUAAAAUGAUGGAUAUUUUUUAAACAAAGAAAUAAUGUAAAAUAAAAAAAAGGACAGCAUACCUAAAUUUGGAAAACUAUAGAAAAAAUAAAUGGCAAAUAAAAUGAAAGCGGAAAAAAAAAAAAAAAACACAACUUCGCAUUAGAAAGAACAAAGAGCAAGAACAUGUCGGAAUAAAUCUAUAAUAAGUGAUCAAUUUUUUUUUCGCUCCAAAAAAAGGGCCAAUUUCUACAAACGCAUGCGCAGUAAGAAGCAAAAUACAAUAUAGCGGCAUGGUGUUGUCCCGUCGGGACAAUUACUUGCCAUGGACCGAACAGCAUUUUUUAGUUUUGAAACACAUGCCCUGCCUACUGGCCAUGUGUAAACCCGGCAUAUGACUAGAUUUGAAAUUAAAAUAUGAGAGCCAAAACUGAAAAAUUCUGGAGCGAUUUCUCGCCAAAUGUAAUUGUAUCAGAUUUUUAUUGUAAAUGUUUUCUGGAUACCAGGAUUGCAGACUUUUAGUUUUUGGACGAUUGGCACGAUUUUAAUGUGAUUGGCGAGAAACCGUACAUUAAUCUUAAGUGAUAUUACGAUUACUUAUCUGGCAACGGUUAAGCCUAUUUUUGCACUUUGUUUGAAGCCUUUCUUGAUUUCUUUUAUAUCUUCUUUCUUUUGACUGCCUGCCUCUUUGAUGGCAUGGCAGACUAUUUCCAGAACAUUUCUAAUAAUAUUUUAUAGCACCAUGAAUUAGCUAAGCGAAGCGUUUGAUUUAAUACAUCUGUUAAAAUGUCCAAUGAAUGAAGCAGUCUCAAAUUUUCAUGUUUCGUUUAUAUUUGAUUGUUACCAUUCGAUCAUUAGUAAUAAGCUUGCUUUCUGUGCCGCAUACUUUAGUGUUUUAUAUAUAUAGAUGUUGCAAGCUAUAGUGUGUGUAUAUUAUAUGUUACGAGUAUGUCUUUUAAUAUCUAAUAAAUGUUUGAUUUUUUUAAAGUAGAAAUGCUUAAUGAAUAAUUUAAUUAAAUAGCUAAGUACAUGAAAAAUUAACAUAUCGGAACACCCAGGUGCUAAAUUACAAUACUUUUUUUAUUGAUAAUUUUUUUGUAAGCUGGAAAAAAUUUUGUGAUCACCCUGCAUUUUUUGUAAAGAAACUUACUUUGAAUAAAAUUCUUUUGUUGCACUUA